Molecule: messenger RNA, 1494 nt
Organism: Nothoprocta perdicaria
Lineage: Eukaryota; Metazoa; Chordata; Aves; Tinamiformes; Tinamidae
Gene: CENPU
Product: centromere protein U
Exons: 13
Coding region: 1-1206 (401 amino acids)
Cellular component (GO): nucleus
Source: RefSeq, a predicted model, not a curated record
AUGGCGUUAGUUCGGGACUCGUUUCGAAACGCAGAAAAGGUAAGAACUGAGCUGACUGAUUUAAUGUGCACUCAGGAGUACAAAGCCAGCUCCCAUUCCCGAAGGAAGUUGCUUCCUCCUGACGAGCCAGACGUUUCAAGGAUUUUGAAGGUAGCAGAAAAUGAGGAACUUGGGGAGCCUGAUUCAUUUGAUCACCCUUUGCACAGUACUGCUCUGGAUGCUUAUGAAGGAGACCAUUCAGAGAAUGAAUCAGUUAAUAAUUUCUCAGAUCCCCAGAAGAAACAUGCAGAAAAAAGUAAAAGAGGACAUCACUUGAAAAUGUCUGAAGAUAAGGUUUCCAAGCUCAAGAGAGGUCAUUCUGAAGAUGAGCCCCUCAAGGAGAAUAUGGUAGCAGGGCACUCCAGGUCCCCUGUAAGGAAACCUGAGCCAGCUGCGUCUGCGUUGACGUCAAGGAAUGGUGCUUCAGGAAAGAGGACACUGGAUGAGAAGAAGAAUCUGAAUGUCCAAAAGAAGGCUCAGAAGACUACUGAAUUCCCAGAAAAAAAGAAGCAUCGGCCUUCAGGGAAGAGUGCAUUAGAUACUUCUGCUGAUGAUAGCCCAGAGGGCUAUUGUACAGGUUCUGUACAAGUUUGGUGUCCCAAAGGGGUUAAGAGACUUCCUAAAGAUAUUACAGAACUGGAUGUUGUUCUUUCUGAAUUUGAGAAGAUAGCAGCAGAUUACAAACAAAGAGUAGACUCCAAUACUUGCAGAAAAGCUAUUGAUGGCUUCUGUUCUGGUUUCAAGGACCAACUCACUGAUCUUAUAACAGAAGUUCAGAAGUUAAAGAAUGUGAAAAGAAAAAAUGCUAAGGUAAUAGCAGACACCAACAAGAAAAGGCAGCAACUGUUGCAAGUCAGCGAAGAGUUAAUGGGAACUGAACAGCAACUGAAACAGCUGCAGAGAGAAUAUGCUCAGUUACAGGAGAGGGAGUCAUCCCUGAGGCAUGCGACUCAAUUCCUUAUUGAUUUAAAGGAACUACAGCAAAACUGCUUGGAUUACAGAGAAGAAAACCCUAAAGAAAAAGCAGUAUAUGGAACUUCCAGCCUGCCCGCUCUUCUGGUGGAAUCGAGGAGAAUUCUAGGUGCGGAAAGACACUUUCAGAAUAUUAAUACAAGGCUGCAAGAGGCACUGGAUGUACAAAGAGAGGAGUUAUCCAAGAAACAUUAAGUGCUUUUUAAUGGACUCAGCAAAUUUAUUUGGGAACAAUUACUAGAAUGGGCAGUGGUUGAAGUAUUUUUAAUCAUUGUUGCUGUAGGCUUCAAUGCGUAGAAGAAAUUAGUCUCACUCAGAAACUGUAUCUUUCCACUGUUAAAUAGUCUACAUAAGAACUCAUUCAAAGAGCGUCGGGUCAAAUUAAUGAGAUGUCAAAUCUUAUUAAGAUCACAUAAACUUCCUGUUUUAAGAACAUCCGUUUUUAAGCUCCUUGGCUAUGUAAAUAAUGUGAUUUUGAAACCA